This is a messenger RNA of Fulvia fulva, 3768 nucleotides long. Its product is annotated as Intracellular protein transport protein uso1. Gene Ontology annotation, cellular component: Golgi membrane; ER to Golgi transport vesicle membrane; Golgi stack. The transcript is spliced from 2 exons. Bases 1 to 3768 code for a protein of 1255 amino acids. Gene Ontology annotation, biological process: intracellular protein transport; endoplasmic reticulum to Golgi vesicle-mediated transport; transcytosis. The record is from RefSeq and is a predicted model, not a curated record. Lineage: Eukaryota; Fungi; Ascomycota; Dothideomycetes; Mycosphaerellales; Mycosphaerellaceae.
AUGCUCAAAACACCACCACUGCAGACGGCGACUGCGACGAUAGACACGUUAUGCGGUCGCUUAGAAUCUGCGACGCUGUUGGAGGACAGGAGAGCGGCGAUACAGGGACUACGCAGUUUCGCCAAGCAGUAUCCUGCCUCGGUCGCGAGUGGCUCACUGCGAGAGCUGAUCGCAACACUCAAGAGAGAUGGACUCGGCGAGGCGGCAUCGACGAAAGGCCAGGACCGCGAGGGGCCGGAAGGCGGCGAUGUCGACACCAUCAGACUGGUGUUGGAGACGUUGUUGAUGUUGUUCAACCCAGACAGCAACUCUCCUGAGGCUGGCGACGAGAUCGCCUUCUUCCUGGCUGAUGAGUUCGCAAUGCGCCAAGACAACAUAAUCCUCCUGCUGUCUCUGCUCGAUCCCACCAGUCCGACCGCCGACUACUAUUCGCGCAAACACUCCCUCGACAUUCUGUCUGCCAUAUGUGCUGCCCGGCCCGAGCGAUUGCAGGAAUGUAUACUUUCAGCACCAUUGGGUAUAUCGCGUUUAGUGGGAGUGCUGGACGAUGGAAGAGAUGCUGUGCGAAACGCUGGCUUGCUACUGCUGGUUGACCUGACCAGUGGAGCGAAUGAAGAGCUGAGGAAGAUUGUUGCAUUUGAGGAUGUCUUUGGCAAAGUCUUCUCACUGAUACAGCUGGAAGGCGGAUUUGCAGAGGCGGGCAUCACAACGCAAGACUGCCUGAGUCUGCUUGCCAAUCUGAUUCGAGGGUCAGGAAGCAACCAGACCAUGUUCCGAGAGUCGGGGUGCGUAGGACAGCUCGUGCAACUCCUAACGCAGGCCUUCCCUCCUGACUCGACAGAAGCUGGCUUCAUUGCACAGAACAGGGAGCGGUCAACCGUGGGACUACUGCACCUGCUCAGAUUCUUCUUCGCACCUGGCGAAUCGAGCACUCCACAAAACCAAGCUGCCUUUUUCAGAGCUGGGACAGCACAGAUAUUGAUCGAUUUGAGCUUCUCGGCAGGUCUUCCACCCGGCAUUCGAACGUCAGCAAUGAGAUGCACCGCAGCCUUGAUCGAAUCGAACCCACCUCUGCAAGAACAGUUUGCAGCACUGACAGUCAUCACACCCGCAGACGCAGAACACAACGCAGAACAAGCUCAAAAGCCACAGCAGACCAACGGCACACGCCCGAAAAGCGGCUUUGGCAACAGAGGUAGUGCGAGAGCCAGCACAGAGAAUCGGAGGUCAUACAUCAUCGAGGGCCUCCUCGAUCUGACGCUCAACCAGCCGCAGGCGGAUCUUUCACUACGGGCGGCUUCAUGUGCACUUGUACAAGCAUACCUUGCCAAUCACGACAGAAUAAAGGCACACUUCUUGCAGCGCGCGACUGCUGGUCAUGCUGAGCAUGAGGAAGCAGCGAAUGUCCUCAUGGCACUCCUACACCCGUCGGAGAGCGACGCAAAUAGCGUUGUAUAUGCGUCAUGGAUCGUUCAAGAUCUCGUUGCCGACAGCCUUGAGGCAAAGACAGCAUUAACGGCGGUAAAGGAGGGCAACGAGAGCGAAGGAGAAGAUGUUAUCACUGCCAUUCAAUCACUUGGUUCUCACCUUCAAGCAUCGCUGCAGACACCGAUCAACGAGCGGACCGCUGCUGCGUACGCCAGUCUGUUGACCACAUUGCUUUGGGACUUCGCCCCUGGCAUCGACAACCUCUUAGCAGAAGGCUCGAGUCUACUCCAAGCACUUGUGGCGCUGGUCAAGACUCCAAGCGAUCCUGUCGUUACAGGGCUAGCAGCAACCUUACUGGGCACAGUCUAUGAAUUCAGCACCAAAGACUCACCUAUUUCUCGGCGCACGCUGGCACCUCUACUGCAGCAGAAGCUCGGCCGGACUAAGUAUCUGGACGCGCUUUUGCAGCUCCGACGUCAGCCUGUUGUGCGUGACUUUGACCUCGAUGCUGAGAGCGACGAGGCCAGCGAGACCAUACUCAGUCGAGUGUACGUCGACCUAUUCACAGUGGAGUACUCGCGUUUGAGGAAGGCCAUCGACAAAGACCCUGGUGUUGAGGUCUUGCCAGCUUCUGCGUCCGAGGCUGGCGUAGACCGUGAUGUCCUUGAUGACUUGCGCCAACAGAUUCAAGCUGCGAAGGAUGCACUUGCUCAGACCCAGCAAGAAGCUUUAGAGGCAAGCCAGAAAGCCGAGCAAGAUCGCAUGGCAGUGGCCAAAGAGGUGCAGACUGCGACGGCUGAGGUGGUAAGAUUACAAAAGAUCAACCAAGCUAUGCAGCAGGGGCAUGAGAAUGAAGCACAAAAGGUGCAAAGGGACCACGAGCAGCAGAAACAGACGCUCGAGGCAAGGCACAAGCAUGCUUUGACAAACGCUCGCCGAGAUGCUGAGCAUGACGUUCAAGCAAAGCUGCGCGAGAGGGAAGCUGCGGCUGCUCAAAAGGUGCAGGAACUCGAACGAAAGAUCGCGGAACUUGGGAACGCUCAUCGUACAGAGCAAAGUGGCCACAAUAAUGCCCGCCAACAGCUCGAGAGCAUCACAGGGAAGCACAACGAUCUCGUCAAACGUGAGCGCGACGUUAGCAAGCAGCUUGAAGAUCUUCAAGCGCAGCACAAUGCAGCACAAAAUAGUCUGGAAACGGCAACAGCGAGGGCCACCGCUGCCGAGGCUAAGCUUGAAGAGAUUCAGGCCGCGCUCGAAUCUACCAACGAAGAGGUCGAAAGGCUCAAGUCUCAGGUCAGCGAGCUCAAGGACGAUGUCGCUGGCAAAGAGGAAGAGCUCAAGACCGAGCGUGCUGGGUUUGCCGAUCUUGAGAAAGAGCUGGAGGCAGCCAAGCAUGCCACUUCGUCCGCGGAACAAAAGACACAAGUUGCAGAGGCUAAGCUGAAGGCCGCGCAAGAAGAACUAGAGACUGCUAAGAAGAGCGCCAAAUCGGCGGAGGAAAAGCUGAAGACUGCAGAGAAAGCCACCAAAGACGCCAAGCCCAGCAGGGCUGACAAGGAGAAGCUCGACAAACUCGAAGCAGACCUCAAAGCGGCGAAAGAUGCCCAAAAGUCGGCAGAGGAGAAGGCCAAGAUCGCCGAAGAGAAGUCAAAGACGGCGGAGAAGGCUAGCAAAGAUGCGAAGCCCAUCAAGGCCGACAAGGAGAAGCUCGAAAAGCUCGAAGCAGAACUCAAAGCAGCCAAGGAGGCCCAGAAGACUGCGGAAGAGAAGAUGAAAGCAGCCGUAGAGAAAGCUGUAGCAGCGAGCAAGAACGCCGGACCAGCAGGCAAGGGCGGUAAAGGUGCCAAAGCCGACAAGGCUGAGCAGGAGAAACUCGACAAGCUUGAAAAGGAGCUUAAAGAAGCCAAAGCCAACAACAACGCCCUCAAGGCCGAGCAAGAGAAACUCGCCGCCCUUGAAACCGAACUCAAGGAAGCGAAAGAAGGCCAGAAGUCCGCAGAGGAAGACCUCCAAUUCGCCCUCGACAGACUCAAAGCUGCUGAUGAUCGAGCCAAGGCCGCCGAGGAGAAGGCCAAGGCAGCGGAAAAUGCAUCGAGUGAUGCGAAGUCUAGUGAGAAGGAUAAGCAGAAACUUGCCAAGGUCGAGGCGGACCUCAAGGAGGCAAAGGAGAGUGAGGAGUCGGCGAAGGAGGAGCUGGAGAGUAUGUUGUUGCUUAUGGCGGAUAUUGAGAGUAAGCGGGAUGCGUACAAGGAGAAGGUCAAGGAGUUGGGUGGGGACGUCACGGAUGAGGAGGAGGAAGAUGAAGAUGAAGACGAGGACGAGGACGACGAUGAGGAGUAG